AUGUUAUUAUCACAAUUAACGAUCAUCGCUUUGUCAGUGGUGUCCACCGCUCAAGGUGCCUACAUUAAAGAACUCACCGACGUCACCAAUCUUGAGAAGAGAAAUAUCGAAAUUAGCAAGAGUGUUGGUGUUGGUGCAAAUGUUGACGCUUCCAUCUCAAAGAGCAUCGGUGUUGGUGCUGACAAGAGCAUCGGUAUUCAAAAGAGUGUUGGUGUUGGUGCCAACGUCGGAGUCGGAGCAAACGUCGAUGCUUCAGUUUCAAAGAACGUUGGCGUCAGUGCCGACAAGAGCAUUGGUAUCUCAAAGAGCUUGGGUGUUGGUGUCGGAGCAAACGUCGAUGCUUCAGUUUCAAAGAACUUAGGCGUCAGUGCCGACAAGAGCAUUGGUAUCUCAAAGAGCUUGGGUGUUGGUGUUGGUGCAAACGCUGACGCAUCAGUUUCAAAGAACGUUGGUGUCAGUGCCGACAAGAGCAUUGGUAUCUCAAAGAGCUUGGGUGUUGGUGUUGGUGCAAACGCUGACGCAUCAGUUUCAAAGAACGUUGGUGUCAGUGCCGACAAGAGCAUUGGUAUCUCAAAGAGCUUGGGUGUUGGUGUCGGAGCAAACGUCGAUGCUUCAGUUUCAAAGAACUUAGGCGUCAGCGCCGACAAGAGCAUUGGUAUCUCAAAGAGCUUGGGUGUUGGUGUAGGUGUCGGUGUUGGCGCAAACGUUGGCGUUGGUAUUGAAAAGAACUUGGGUGUCAGUGCCGACAAGAGCAUCGGCAUACAAAAGAGUGUCGGCGUUGAUGCUUCUGUGCAAAAGAGCAUUGGUGUUUCAGCUGAUAAGAAAGCUGAUUCUUAG
This is a messenger RNA of Lodderomyces beijingensis, 837 nucleotides long. The record is from the annotation of a GenBank genome assembly. Lineage: Eukaryota; Fungi; Ascomycota; Pichiomycetes; Serinales; Debaryomycetaceae.